CGAGCGUUCACUCGGACGGUGAUCAAAUAAAGCGGGUAAAUCAAAGUGCAAGAGAUACGCGAGCGCUGCUACUCGCGAAUGUUGUCAUCGUGGUGGUGGUAACCUGUGGAAUCCGCGGCCCCUGGGGUCUCUAUCAGCUGACAUUCGCUGAUACCACACACCAUGUCGCUCCAUCGUUAUCGGCGCUGCUGGCCGCCGCAGCCGCCCGUGUGUGCGUGCGAAAGUUCGCGGCGCUAUUUAGCGCGUAGCGCUCGAUUCGUAAGCAACGCACAAUUCAAACGCCAAAGCCGUGGAUCUCGGCGCUCGAUAAUCAACGGCAACAACAGCAGCAGCAGAGCUUCCUUUUGCAUUCUCUUGCACAACAUGUUCCAGAGGCUACUGGAUGAGUUCCGGGCUGUACCGGUGGCCCGGCAGGCUUUGCUGGUGGCGGCCGGUCUCGGCGGGGUGGCACUGGUAUCGGCAGCCGCCUACCUGGCCAAGCAGCGCCUCGACAACACGCCCCCGAAGCGGUGGCGCAAGGCCGGCGAGCUGACCGACAUCUACGUCUAUCCGAUCAAAUCGUGCGGUCCAGUCGUCCUGAAGGCGAUCGACUGUGCCGGUACCGGACCGGGUCAGGAGCUGUUGCGCGACCGCACCUUCAUGGUGACGAAUGAAGAUGGCAAUUUCGUGACGGCGCGCAUGAAGCCAAAAAUGGUGUUGAUUGCGCCGCGUUACGAUGCACCGAGCGCAACACUGUACCUCCAAGCACCUGGUAUGCCGGAGCUACGGAUCGAUGUGGGCGAGCUGGCUCGGAGGGCAGCCGGCAGUGGGACGACCGCUGAUCCAGUGAACGAGCGCAGUACAGUUUGGGGCGAGGGCGUCACAGUUCUCGAUUGUGGGGACACCGUGGCCCAGUGGUUCUCACGCUACUUGCUCGAUAAGAACGGCGGCUACCGGUUGCGGUACUAUCCGCACGCUCACAGCCAGCGGCGCCGGAACGGCGACGACACCGGUACACUGCACGACGAGACGAGCUACAUGCUGUUCAACGAGGCCAGCGUGACCGAGCUGAAUGGUCGGCUGGAGAACAAGGUCACACCGCUGCGCUUCCGGCCCAACUUUGUCGUUCGUGGCCCGGAACCGUAUGCUGAAGAUCGCUGGAAGUGGGUGCGGAUCGGGGAGGUCGUGUUCCGCUAUCGCAUUCCGUGUUUGCGGUGCGUCUUCACCACCAUCGAUCCGGAUACCGGGGUCGCCCACCCGGACAAGGAACCGUUGCGGACGCUGAAACAAUAUCGACAGAUACCGGAGCUGGGCGAAUCACCGGCCCUCGGCAUCCAUCUUGGAUUGCGCCGCACCGGCACCAUCAAGGUCGGCGACUCCGUCUACUUUGCCUAGCCACGUUGUUAUUGGACCCGAAUUUCUUUCGCCAACCAAACAAUCAACCCAACGCAACCAAUCAAAGAGACGUUUUGGAUCAAUUGAACACUGAUUCGGACCCACAGUACAGUGGCCAAAUCGCUUGUUUGUCGCACUAGUCGUCUCGCGUACACGAGUAAAUACAUAUGUUUUCCGAGACGCGAAACCAACCGA
Anopheles aquasalis is the source of this 1569-nucleotide messenger RNA. RefSeq names its product mitochondrial amidoxime-reducing component 1-like. Lineage: Eukaryota; Metazoa; Arthropoda; Insecta; Diptera; Culicidae. The record is from RefSeq and is a predicted model, not a curated record. Gene Ontology annotation, molecular function: molybdenum ion binding; pyridoxal phosphate binding; catalytic activity.